AUGGGCCUGAUCAGUCGCACUCUCAAGGUCACGGCCGCCGGCACCGUCGCCUCGAUCGGUGUCUUCUUCGGCGCGACGCGCAAUGACGUCUUCCAGCCCAUGGACACCACCGAUCCCAUCUUCCAGUCGCCGUUUUUCAAGAAGUUCAAUCCCAACAACAAUCCCACCCUCCACGAUGUGUGCGUCCGUCGCAUCGAACUUUCCAAGAUCGAGCCCUCCCUGCUAGAGAAGAAGGGCAAGCUCGUCGAGGCCUUUUGUGCGGGUGUCUGGGGUGGCAUGGGCUACAUGGCCCAGCGCGCCUACCUCGCCCGCAAAUACCAAGGCCCCGAGACCGCCAACAACCUCUGGGAACGCAAGGACCUCCUCAAAAACAGCUACGAGGUCGGCACCCUGAUCACCGACCACUUCGAAGUCCUUGAAAAGACCGAUGAGACCAUCAUCGUUCGCUGCGGAGACACCCCCGACACCGCGAUGUGCGAGGAGGGCGUGGCCGAGUUCAAGCUCAAGAGCUGCUUCUACCAGGGCGAGGGCAAGGCUGAGGUUUCCCCCAUGGGGCCUGUCUUGACCUGGCUUCACCAGCAGUACACUAAGCUGUGGCUGGAGACUGCCAUCUUGAAGAACUGCGUGAAAUAG
Penicillium argentinense is the source of this 633-nucleotide messenger RNA. RefSeq lists its product as uncharacterized. Bases 1 to 633 code for a protein of 210 amino acids. The record is from RefSeq and is a predicted model, not a curated record. NCBI's taxonomy places the organism in Eukaryota, Fungi, Ascomycota, Eurotiomycetes, Eurotiales, Aspergillaceae. The transcript is spliced from 3 exons.